This is a messenger RNA of Adineta steineri, 999 nucleotides long. The record is from the annotation of a GenBank genome assembly. NCBI's taxonomy places the organism in Eukaryota, Metazoa, Rotifera, Eurotatoria, Adinetida, Adinetidae.
AUGGUAGAUUAUAACAAACGAUCUUUUUGGAAUUUUACAUUUAAAGACAUAUUAGCUAUUAUAAGUUCAGUCGCGAUACCCAUAGCCCUGGCUAUUUAUACUUCAAUCGGUUCUGCACAACAAAAACAACAAGCUGAGAAAAAACAACAGUUUGAUUUUGCACAAUCAAGAGAACUAAGACAACAAACACUUUAUGAUGAAUUUAUAAAUAAUAUUUAUAAAUUAGAUAAAGAUAGUUAUCUCAACGACUCAAAAAAUCCAUGGGCAUUUGCAAAUGCAUAUUAUCGUGCUGCUCAUCGUCAAUGGGAUACAAUACGUAAAGCAGAUGUUAUACAAUUUCUGAAAGAAAAGCAAUUAAUUGGUAGAAAUAAUUGUACGAAUGGAUGUAAAACGACAAAAUUAGAUGAUAUGAUUCGUUUAAGCGAGUUAAAUUUUGAUAAGGUACAUUUAGCAAGUGAAACUGGCAUAUUAAAUAAGUUGAAUUUACAAUGCACUUCUUUUGAACAAGUAUCAAUGUCAAAUGGGGAGUUUACAUCGGUUAAUUUAAAUGGUGUAUCAUUUGAUGGAGCACGAUUAGAUAACGUGAAAUUUGUUGAUGCAUCUUUAAUUUGUGCUAGUUUUAUUGGUGCAAAUCUGACAGGUGCACACUUUUCAAAUAGUGAUCUGUCGGGAGUUCAAAUGACCGAAGAUCAAAUAAAACAGGCAUACUUUUAUAAUGUAACUAUGCCAAACGGAAAGAAGAGUGAAACUAAAUCCUCAACGACAACAAAAAAACCUAUAACACAAACAACAACAAUAAUCAAAACAAAAAUAUCGACAACGUCAUCAUCAUCAUCAACUUCAACAACAACAGCAACAACAUCCACUGCAUCAUUCAUAACAACUUCAACAUCAUCAACCUCAUCGACAACAUCAACAUCAACAGCAAUAUCGAGUGAGUACCAUGUUAAAUCCUUUGUAGUGACACAAAAGAUGAUUACUAGAAGUGAUGAUAUUUAA